This is a messenger RNA of Pundamilia nyererei, 1171 nucleotides long. Its product is annotated as Fc receptor-like protein 5. The coding region runs from base 201 to 1007 and encodes 268 amino acids. The transcript has 7 exons. Gene Ontology annotation, molecular function: transmembrane signaling receptor activity. The record is from RefSeq and is a predicted model, not a curated record. NCBI's taxonomy places the organism in Eukaryota, Metazoa, Chordata, Actinopteri, Cichliformes, Cichlidae. Gene Ontology annotation, biological process: cell surface receptor signaling pathway; immune response. Gene Ontology annotation, cellular component: external side of plasma membrane.
UUUUCAUCUUUUUGAUCACUGCCUUGUAUUAAAAGUGUAUUUCCUCAUGUAUUGAAACCAAAGAAUCUUUUCUCAUAAUAAUGAUGAGGGGGGAAACCACAUGAACUAACACCCUGUAACAGAGGAAGGAGGAGGAGGUUCAUGUGUUAUGUGAGUGAACUGAUGCAAGAAGAAUUAAUUCAGUAUCAACAAAAGACAGAAUGGAGAAAUCAUUUCUUCUGCUUUUUCUGAUCUCACUGCUGAGCUACACCACAAACCAAGCUCUUCUGACUGUGAGUCCCAGCAGCUCUCAGAUGUUUGACGGAGACUAUGUGUCUCUGAGCUGUGAGGAGGACGACAGCUCUGCUGGAUGGACUCUGAGGAGAAACACAAGCAGAGAAAUCAGAGCUGAGUGUGAGGAGUGGGGAGCAGCAGCUGAUUCUUCCUGUAACAUUAGCAGUGUCCUCCCAUGGGACAGUGGAGUUUACUGGUGUGAGUCCAGAGAGGGUCCCAUCAGUAACAUGGUUAACCUGACAGUCACUGGUGGAUCAGUGAUCCUGCAGAGUCCUGUCCUCCCUGUGAUGGAGGGAGAUGACGUCACUCUGCUCUGCGAAGAAAAGAAUUCCUUCAGCCUCCCGACUGCUUUCUAUAAAGAUGGCUCCCUUAUCGGCAACGAGACGACAGGUCACAUGACCAUCCAGCAUGUUUCCAGGUCUGAUGAAGGCCUCUACAAGUGUGACAUCAGCGGUCAUGGAGAGUCUCCAUCCAGCUGGAUCACUGUCACAGAUAGGCCUGCAAACACAAUCCUACACCCAUCCUCAGCACCACCUCCUGACCCCACCUCCCUCAACCUUGUGUUCAGCGUUGUCUCUCACCUGGUGGUAAUUUGUCCAUACUUCAUCUCCACUCUGCUCAUGGUGUCUUUAUAUCGACACAGAGCCAAAGCAUCCCUGCCGACCCAAGCUGAGCAGAGACAGACUGAGGACUUUGAUAACAUUGUGGAGGUGACCACUGAGCAUCACUUCUGAGUUGCACACUUUUGACAAGCCACAUAGUGGAGACAGCAAACAUGUCAAAAAAGGUUCUCUGGUCAGAUUUAACGUCUUGACCUUGCAAAAUGCUGCCUACAAAUGAUUGACUCAGGUGGUCUGAAUACAAAUGCAGAAACAUUUUUCAGAUUCUUAUAUGUAAA